CUCGCGAUCACGACUCUCGUCCUCAAGGCCUCAUGCAUUCCUGACCAAUCCCUUUCACCAAUAAUUCAUUUCUGCGAGUGUACUGCGAGCUUGUCAGUUUGACAUGUAUCCGACUCCACAUUCUCCGCUGUUUUCUCCAUUGUGGGGCAAGCACACUAAAGCGAUGGAAUUGGCUUUCGACGAUCAUUCUGGUCACCAUGCGGCAGCCAUGAUUCCCAAACCCAAUUAUCGCAACGAGGGUCGCUGGCCGGUUGCCUUUGAUUACUGUGGCUGGCACUUACAUGACACGCCACAUUCAAAUUUCCCUGGCUUCAUUCGCUGGCAUGCAUCGAGCGGCUCCGCAAGAAGUGGAACUUGUUGAUUGAUAAGUAUCGUCUUGCCACGAUCCAGGUACUGACAACUGCCCUCAAUCAAAAUUGUUGGACAAGAUGUCAUGUCGUCGUGUCGGAAAAAAAGGCAAUCACGAUCGAAUCACGGAUAAUCCAACAAUCCGUGCAGCGUUCGAAAUCGAAAUCGGAAGCCGUAGUCACUUCCUAAUACACAAUAACACGGACUUGGUUUCCUAUGUGACAAUUCAUGUUGCUGGACCGUUUCUGCCGGUCAUAUGCUUGGAAAUUCCUUUAUAUAUAGUUUGGACAACUAGUGAGAUCAACUCAUCAUCAUGUUUAUUCGCCUUUCCACUGCUGUUUUCGUUGUUCUCCUCAACUUGGCGGCUGUCAAUGCUGGGACAGUACCAGCUGCUCGCGCAGUUGGUGACCUUGACAAGCGUAGCAUCGCCAUAGUAAGCACAUCAAAUCCCACCGUGUUGACCUGACGUUACAAUGUGCGCAGGGCAAUUAUGAAGAACCAACUACUUACGCAGAACCACCUACUCGCGCAGAGCCAGAUACGCCCAAUCUUUAGAGCUGUGACCAAACCCAGGCGCCUAAGCAUAACAACUUGUGUCGUUGGUGUAUGCAACUACGCAACACCGGAUCUCUAUACAGGACCAUUUACAAAAAAUAUUAAGCAGAAUAUAGGUAUUGCUUACAAGGAUACAAAAGAAAUCGAGCUUAGGUUGCUAGACGUAUUAUCAAUUGUUCGUCCUUGUCCAUGAGAUGUCUAUCGAGCUUGUGUGAAG
Molecule: messenger RNA, 1120 nt
Organism: Suillus subaureus
Lineage: Eukaryota; Fungi; Basidiomycota; Agaricomycetes; Boletales; Suillaceae
Exons: 5
Coding region: 429-782 (117 amino acids)
Source: RefSeq, a predicted model, not a curated record